Molecule: messenger RNA, 2640 nt
Organism: Colletotrichum truncatum
Lineage: Eukaryota; Fungi; Ascomycota; Sordariomycetes; Glomerellales; Glomerellaceae
Product: cell cycle checkpoint protein rad17
Biological process (GO): DNA repair; DNA damage checkpoint signaling; mitotic DNA replication checkpoint signaling
Molecular function (GO): chromatin binding; ATP hydrolysis activity; DNA clamp loader activity
Source: RefSeq, a predicted model, not a curated record
AUGGCCCCGCCCGCCAAACGAAGGAGGCGCAAUGUCGUCGAGUCCGACGAUGAAGAAGAUGAACGGCCAAAGACCAACACGUUAACGAACUACCUAUUUUCAUCCCCGAACUCGAAAGCCGGCAGCAGAAAUGCCACUGCGUCGCCGAGCCCGACGAAAACGAGAUCACGAGCCGUCGGUACAGAUAAUCCCAUCGCAGCCCCGUCAUUUCUGCAAGCCCGAGGCGGGCAAUCGAGCAGAGGCACAAAGAGCCCAAGCACGAGUCCCGAGAAGAAGGGCAAGGGCCAGAAGCGCGUCAAGGUGGAAGAGAAGGGACGAAAUGGCGAUCUCAUGACGCUGUUUUCGAAGCAGGCGCAACGAACCAGUGCCAAGCCAGCAGGUUUCUCUCGAACGGUUCCCCUCGACGACAUUGUAAGCGAUCCCAUUUCCGAUGACGACGUUGUCGCGGACCAGAAAGCAAGCACGUCGAGCAUCGUGGGCCAGGCUGCACGGAAGAGGUUCCGUGACAGCACGCCGGUUGCAUCAGCACCUGCUUUUGGCUCAAGCCAGAAGUUUCUCAAGCCCACCCGUCCGGCGACGCCAGCAGCCCUCGAUGACGAUCUGCGGCCAUGGUCGGAGCGCUUCGGACCUGUGAAUCUGGACGAGCUUGCUGUGCACAAGAGAAAGGUGGCCGACGUGCGACAGUGGUUAGAGGAUGUCGUUGGUGGACGCUUACGCCAGCGGUUGCUGCUUCUCAAAGGUGCUGCGGGCUCUGGAAAGACGACGACCAUGAGGCUUCUCGCCAAGGAUAUGGGCUGUGAGCUCCUCGAAUGGCGGAAUCCCACCGGUGCAAACGGCGCAAAUCUUGGGUACUCGUCUGCGUCGGCUCAGUUUCAGGAGUUCCUGGGUCGAAGCGGGAAGUUCGGCCAGCUUGAACUUGAUGUGGCGACUGAAGCGCCGCGCCCGAACGAGAAGACCGAGUCUUCUUCGCAAAAGAUCAUCCUUGUGGAGGAGUUUCCUAAUACCUUUUCGCGAUCUUCAACAGCCUUGACUUCGUUCAGGAACUCUAUUUUAGGGUAUCUAGCGACGAACACGCCCUCACUCACGGCAUUUGGGCGCCGGCCCUCCAGCGAACCCAUUACCCCAGUCGUUCUGGUCAUCUCGGAAACGUUGCUGACCACAACAUCAGCAUCGGCGGACAGCUUCACGGCCCAUCGCCUGCUUGGGCCGGAGAUUCUGCGACAUCCCGGGACGCGGGUGAUUGAGUUCAACGCCAUUGCACCGACACUGCUUGCGAAAGCUCUAGAGUUGGUGGUGUUAAAAGAAGCGCGCAAGUCUGGCCGGAAGCGCACACCAGGGCCUCAAGUGUUGAAGCGACUGGGCGAGAUCGGUGACAUUCGCAGCGCAAUUUCAUCAUUAGAGUUUAUGUGUUUGAAGGGCGACCAGGACGCAGACUGGGGGGCAAAGGUGGCCCUAUCUAAACAGUCAAAGGGUGCCAAGGCCGGCAUCUCGUUGACCAAAGGAGAGUUAGAUACUCUGGAGCUGAUAUCUCAGCGCGAAGCAAGCCUCGGCAUAUUCCACGCCGUUGGCAAGGUGGUCUAUAACAAGAGGGAGGAGACGCUCGGGAGAUCCAACCCGGCUGAAGUGCUACCCAACUAUCUGGCGCAUCACUCUCGACCAAAGCCAUCAGAAGUCUCGGUCGACACCUUGAUAGACGAAACCGGCACAGACACGCAGACGUUUAUCUCUGCUCUACACGAGAACUACAUGCUCUCCUGCGAGACCGUCCCGCCGCUAGACGCAUCGACACCGCUGGACUACGUAAACGGCUGUAUAGAAUACCUCUCAGAGAGCGACCUGCUGUGUCCGUCGUCGGAUAUCUUCUUCGGCGGAAGAGGUGCGUACGCCGGCUUCGGCAGAGACACGGGGAGCCACGUACUCCGCCAAGACGAGAUUGCAUUUCAAGUCGCCGUCCGGGGGCUGCUCUUUUCGCUGCCGUCGCCCGUCAAGCGCAAGGCGUCGACCGGCAAGGGCGGCGACCAACACAAGAUGUUUUACCCUACCAGCAUCAAACUGUGGCGACAAAAAGAAGAAUUCGAAAGUCUAGUAGACGUGUGGUCCACGAAACUCAUGAAGGGCGAAGAAAGCGCACCGCGAAAGGGUCUAAUGGACGGCGCCAGCGCAUUUAAACGUCCUAAGCAGACGGACGUAAGCAGCUGGAUGGCCAAUCGACAGUCCAAGAACACGCCGACUCAGACCGACGCCGCCGCCGCCGCCGCCGAACCCGCGCCGCUCCUGUCCCUCGGCAGCUCGGCCCGUAGGGAAAUGCUGCUCGAGCGUCUCCCGUACAUGGCGGCCAUCGUCCGCGGUCGCAAGUCGACGCUGCACUCGUUCAAACUGCGGGAUAUCGAGAAGGUGGUUUCCUUCCAGGGCAUCGGGCCGCCGACGACGGACGACGAUGAUGAAGACGCGGAAGACGCGCCGGACGAGGGCGUAAUGACGGGCGACGCGUGGGCGACGGAUAAACCGUCUGAAGAGUCGUCACCCAGAAAGAAGAAGAGGAGCGGGGGGAUCCGUCAAAAGGCGGGGGACGCGGCGUCGGUGGCGGGUCUGCAAGUGCAGAAUUUAGUCAUUAGCGACGACGAUAUUGAAGAUGAUUAA